UUCCCCAUUCCCAUGGCUGCUGGGGCUGACAGCGGAUCCCUCCCUGCGCUGGAGCCGUGCCAGAAGUUUCUCCUCUCGCUGCCUGUGAGCUGCUCGCUCCCGCUCUGGCUCUUCCCAUUUUUCCCCCCCCUCUCUUGGAGGUUUUCCUGGCGCCUUUAGAGCGAGCUCAACUCCGAGGCUCGCAGCCUCCCUGCUGCCGCCGUUCCUGCCUGCUCUUCCUGGGAAACUUCACCAUGCGGCUGGAAGAACUCAGGAGGCUGCAGCACACCCUGGAACAGGUCAAUGAUGGCAAAGACUCACUCCAAAGCCGUCAGCUCGCCAUGGAUGAAGAAAAUAACAUCCAGGAAUAUCCUAUCAACCUCCAGCCCUUGGAAUCCAAAGUGAAAAUCAUCCAGCGAGCAUGGCGUGAGCACCUGCAGCGCCAGGACCUGUCCCCAUCCCUGGAGCUACGGGACAAGGGCAGCCUGUCCCCGAUGUCCCCAACGUCCCCGGCAUCCCCAAGGUCCCCAGCGUCGCCGGCCUCGGGCAAGAUGAGCAGGUCUGUCAGCAUGAACACCUUCUCCGACAGCAGCACCCCCGAUUCCCGGGAGGAUGGCAUGGAUUUAGGCAGCGACGCCGGCAGCAGCCGCUCCGGCUCGGAAUCCAACUCCAGCAAAGCCACGCCGUGCUCGGAGGGCAAGUCCUCGCCGUCCGCCGGCAGCCUGGACCUGGCGGCGCUGGAGGACUCGGAGGAGGAGGAGGAAGAGGAGGAGGACGGGGGGUCCCCGCCGUCCCCGCCGCGCUGCCCGGCCGCCCAUGGGCGCCGCUGCGGCCCCGCGGCCGCCGCUGCCCGGCGCUGCCCCCGCCCGCGGCCCCCGCCCCGCUCGGACCCCGCGCAGCGGCGGCGCGGAGCGGCCGCGGGGCCCGGCGGGCGGCGGAGCGCAGGGGCGCGGCCCCCCCGGGACCCGCAGCCCCCGGCCAUGGACUGGGCAGCCCUGGAGAGGCACCUGGCCGGGCUGCAGUGCCGGGAGCAGGAGCGCAAGGCGCGGGCCAGCCCCGCCUCGGUGAGUGGCGAGCGCUUUGGGGCGCGGAUGGGGCGUGGAGCGGGGGAUCGCUUUGGGAUCCCGCCUGGAGGGAUGCUGCCGGGGCUGGCGGAUCCAGCGGGAGGAUGUGGAGCUGCUGGAGAGAGGCCGGAGGAGGCCACGGAGAUGCUCCAAGGGCUGGAGCCCCUCUGCUCUGGAGCCAGGCUGGGAGAGCUGGGGGGGCUCACCUGGGGAGGAGAAGCUCCAGGGAGAGCUCAGAGCCCUGGCAGGGUCUAAAGGGGCUCCAGGAGAGCUGAGAGGGACUGGGGACAAGGAUGGAGGGACAGGACACAGGGAAUGGCUUUAAGCUGCAGGAUGGUGGAUUUAGAUUGGAUUUUGGGAAGGAAUUGUUCCCUUGGGAGGGUGGGCAGGCCCUAGCACCUCUAGCUGCCCCUGGAUCCCUGGCAGUGCCCAAGGCCAGGCUGGAUGGGGCUUGGAGUAACCUGGGACGGUGGAAAGUGUCCCUGCCAUGGCAGGGAAUGAGAUGAGCUCUAAGGUCCCUUCCAGCCCAAACCAUUCCACGGUUCUCCAACUUUCCCGGCGCAUCCUUGGGCCCUGGUGGGGCCGGUUCCCUGCAGCUCCAGGCAUGUGGCAGGGGCCGGUGUCCCCGGCAGGAGCCUGGUGCCACCACCAGGCUGUCUCAGAGCUGGGUCCCCUUGGAGAGGCCAAGGAAUAUCAGCUUUUCCCGGGCUGGGAGCGGUGCCAGGCUGGCGCGGGGUGCUCUCCUUUCCUGAGGAAAGAACCUUCCCAAGGCCCUGCUGUCAGCCGCAAGGAUCCCCCGGUGCUGUUUCACGGAAACCCCUGUGAGUCGGGGCCUGAUCCCAUUUUUCAGGGUGAUUUGGGAAUUGCACGGAACUUCUGAGCUGCAGUGAUGUGAGAGGAAGGAGCACUGCAGACACCGGUGACACGGCAGGGCUGAGGCUCUUCCACGAUGGAUGAAUUCCAAAGGAACCCACGGAGCCUCUCUGGAAGCUCUGCAGGAGCCUUUGGGUGCCUGAGGAACCGUGUGCCUCACCAGCCGUGCCCCGUGGCCUUGCCUCUGGCACACAUGAUUUUUUUUUUCCGUGAUUUUUUUGUUGUUUAAAAGGCAUUCCAUGCCCCAACUUCCUGUGAAGUCACCUCGCUGCUCGGGGAGGUGGGGAUUUCCCCCUGAAUCCUUGAAUUACAACUAAUUGGUGACAAAUCUGGGUGGGUGCUGGGCAGGAUGAGUAAGCUGAGGGAUGAGUGGGACUGCUGCCAUGCAGGGAUGCUUUUUUCCAAAGCCUGAACACCGGAGCCUCAGUGCCUGGAGGAACUGACAGGUAACAGCUUUAAUUACAGUCAUUUGUGCAGCAACUCAGCCUGGAGAAAAGGAAAAAAAAAAAAAAAAAAAACACCAAAAAGAAAAAAAGCCCACCUCAUUUUUGUGGUUUGGGAGCUGAUUUCUCCAGCAUUAUCUGGUCAGCUCUGCUGGCACUGCUGGAAACUCUUUGCCUCCGGGCAUGAGUUUACCCAGGUGAGCUGUCACCGAAGGAAUUCUACCCCUGUCAGGGUUUUCCUCCUCCAUCCUCCCGUUCCCUCCUGCAGGCACAGAGGCCCUGGAAGGAAUUCAGGCUGCCUCACGCCCUGACUUGUCCCGCGCAGAGCUGGGCUGGGAGCUUUGCAGUGCAGAUCCAGGGCUGGAAUAGCCUGGAUGGACACCCAGAGGAGCCCAGGGCAUGCAGAGCAUCUCCCAGGGGUGGGACUGAGCUCCGGGUCUCUUCCCCACCAGGAGCUGGAGUUUGCCACCCUGCAGAUGUGACUUUCCCGGCGUUUGUGGCCCUGGAGAGACUUUGCUCAGCUCCCCAGCUGUCCUGGAGGCACCUUUGCUCCAGGAUUCCCCUUCCCUUGGCUCCCAGGGGUGAGGAGGAGGAAGAGGUGUUCCAGCUCUGCUCCUUCCCCCCGGGAUCAAAGGGAAGGGCUGCUGGGAAGGGACAUUUUCCCUCCUGGCUGGCUGGCAAGGGCUGUUUGAUGUCCCCACGGCACCUCCUGUCCCUCCCUGGCCAUGCCUGUGAGCCCCCAGCGUGUCCCACGAGCUGAGUGUCCCCAAAACCUUCCAGGCUGAGCCAGACCGAAGUGAAAGUCCCCGGGUUUCUCUUUGUUUUCUCUGCCCUCGACAUUUCCCCGCGGUUCAGGGUUUGGAACAAACCCUCGCCUUGCCCGCUGGGAGCCCAGGAGUUUGGAAACACGGGAAUGGUGGAGAGCAGGCGGCCAGGGAGCCAAGGCAGGGCAAUGCUCUGGAUCGCUCCUGCCUGCUGGAUACCCCCGGAAAAGGGGAUCUCAGUGGGAUAGGCCUGGCAGGGACAGGAAUCGGGGUGGGAAAGCAGCCUGGACGGCAAGCGUCUCCUAGGCUGCUUGCUCCAGGGAUCCAGAGAGAUAUUUGGGAUUGUUUUAUUAAAUGUGAUUUAUUCGGAUGAUUAAAAUCGAGGUUUUUCUGCUGUCAGGAGCGGGUUUUCUCGGGGUUUAGCAUGCCCCAGGUGAGGGCAGGGCAGGGGACACCCCAGGGGACACGGGUGACCCUUCAGGGGCAGGGGCUGCUCCCGGGGCUCUGCUCCUCUCCGUGGGAUCCCUGCCUGCUCCGUCCUCCUCCCAGCCCUGGCUGAGCAUCCCAGCCCCGACGCAGGGAUCCCUGCUGAUCCCCAGGGCUCUGCUGGGCCCUUGCAAGGCCACAGUUGCAUUGAAGAAAUUUCCAAAAUUAAAUAUAUAAAUAAAAUUAAAUAGAUAAAUAUAUUUAUUAAAUAUAUAAAUAUAAUCACUUCCAAAAAUUAAAUAUAUAAAUAA
Molecule: messenger RNA, 3860 nt
Organism: Motacilla alba alba
Lineage: Eukaryota; Metazoa; Chordata; Aves; Passeriformes; Motacillidae
Product: IQCJ-SCHIP1 readthrough transcript protein-like
Exons: 5
Coding region: 234-1298 (354 amino acids)
Source: RefSeq, a predicted model, not a curated record